Molecule: messenger RNA, 1013 nt
Organism: Styela clava
Lineage: Eukaryota; Metazoa; Chordata; Ascidiacea; Stolidobranchia; Styelidae
Cellular component (GO): extracellular region
Molecular function (GO): peptidase inhibitor activity
Source: RefSeq, a predicted model, not a curated record
GGCAGUGGUGUAUCUACGUAAUUGGCGUCAAUGGCAAAGUUUGAAAAUGCGCCCGUGUACGUUAUUAUUCAGAUUCAACUAUGAAGUAUUUUCUACAAUUUGCGAUGGUCUUGUUAACCUGCAUGAACGGUCUCACCUUGGCUAAUGAUGUGGUUUUGACUUGUCCCGAUGCCGACUCUUUUGGAAAAAUCUGCAUUAUAUACAGGGAUCAGUGUAUGGACAAUACUGCCUGUGUGGACGGACAGAUUUGCUGCCUCGUAGAAACAUGUGGACGAGAAUGUGUUGACCCUAUUCCGGUUGCCCUGUGCCCUGCAAGCAAAGUUAUCGGACCUCCUUGUCAAGGCGAUGAAACUAACGAGUGCAUCGACACACCUACUAAUACUGGAACAAACAAUAUUUGUUGCUAUUCAGGAUGUUCUCGAAUUAUCGCCACAGUUCCGAUUCUUGACCCAGGCUGUCGAAAAGUUAAGGGUUCAAAAGCAAGAAGUUGCAUCGAAGAAUGCCAAUCGAAUUAUGACUGUCGUAAAAAAAAGAUAUGUUGCUCAAAUGGAUGUGGAACAGUCUGUACUCCGAAGAAAGGCAAAAAAGUUUAUAGGUAGCCCGUACAUAUCGUUAGAUAUCAGUAGUAGCUUAUCAGUGGCUGGGUGAAUUUGAAUGUCAUUUAUCUAUUUGUGCGGUGUAUUUUUUCUGUAUGGCCAAAUAUGGAAACAAUAAUUAGAGUAUAUGAAAUAUACUGUGUAUUGAAAACAUAGUACAAAACUAUUAUAGGUGACUUUUAAUAAAAUGUUGAUUGCAAUAUAAUUUAGCUGGUUAUACUUUGUCAUUAACUAAAAAUGAAAAUUUUUCUGGAAGAAAGCCUACGAGCAACCACUAAGGUUUCAAUAGUUGAGUACUCACUAAUUAUUGAGUCAGAUAUGUCUCUAUAUCAAUUUUGAUACCGUUAGGUCAUACUUGAAUAAUUUCUGUAUUUUUUUGCAAUGUCUGUAUUGUUACAUAAUAUGCAUGUUGUAUAA